CGUGCCCUGUCGCCGGAAACGGAAGUGCCUCCCUUUAGUAAGCCACUCGAGUGGAGUAUGGCUCCUAGGAGCUCUCGCCGGACAGGCUCCCAUAAGGCUCAUUCCUUAGGUCGACAGUGGAAGGCGAAGCGGCGGCGCCGGGAUCUGGAUCAGAUCCACCAGGAUAUGCUGCCUGAAAACUCGGCGAAACUGCUGCGGCAGGAGCCGGACCCCGACAUGCCCGGGAGCGCUCAGCACUAUUGCCUGCAUUGCGCGCGAUACUUUGUUGAUUUAAAAAGCAUGAAGGAUCACUUCAGAUCUAAGGUUCACAAAAAGAGGCUAAAGCAGCUGAGUGAGGAGCCGUACACUCAGGAGGAAGCCGAGAGAGCGGCUGGGAUGGGGUCCUACAUUCCUCCCAAGAAAGUCGAAGUCCAUACACAACCCUUGGAGGAGAUGGAGGAAUCCAGCUAAGACAAGAGGGACCCCUCUGAAAAUUCUGUAGAUAACAUGAGAUAGUGGUGGACACUUGGCAUAACUGACAUUGGGCUUGUGUUUGUGUGUCUUCGGAUUUGUCUCUAUUUCAUGAUGGUUGUAGAUCCAAGACAUAAAAACCAGGAAAAUGGUUUCGGCAGAAAGAGGCAUCCCCUUUUGGUCAUUUGCAUUGGAAAAAGCACUUUUGUCCUGUGUUCUUUGGUGGCAGCCCAAGUUCAGCUGGAGGUUUGGGGAAGGAUGAGCAGGCGCCCCACUGUCAUAGUGACCUGGUUAUGUAACUAACUGCUUCUCUUACAAUGGCUUGUGUCUGUAAGCUGUGACUGUGGAUUUCCAGCUUUCUGCCCUGAAUGUGAUCUUUUUCCAUGUUUCCAAAUGAGUCCUUUUAAAUAAAUGAGCUGGCAAACUGUUA
This is a messenger RNA of Rhineura floridana, 880 nucleotides long. RefSeq names its product zinc finger protein 593 (gene ZNF593). The transcript has 3 exons. Bases 58 to 450 code for a protein of 130 amino acids. Lineage: Eukaryota; Metazoa; Chordata; Lepidosauria; Squamata; Rhineuridae. Gene Ontology annotation, molecular function: zinc ion binding; nucleic acid binding. The record is from RefSeq and is a predicted model, not a curated record.